AAAAACGUUUACUUUUCCGGUGAGGCGGUGACUUGUAGUCUCUUUUCUUUUUGGAGCGUUACCGAACUCAGCUAUCAAAACGUCCGUUCACCGGCCGACGAAAGCGUAGCAUCACUUUUCCGGUUAGCAUAACCGUCUUCAUACCACACAUGCAAUCCUCAUUCGUCAACUUCUUCUGAUUGUUAAUUUAGGAUUGGUGAAAAAGAUGGCUGUUGAGACAGAUUUUGAUAAGGUAUUUGAGAGUAUUAGGAAAAGAUGUCUUGAAUUGGAAGAAAAGAGUAAAAAAGAUGAAAUGAGGCGUGUGAUGUUGGAAACCGAGGUUGAUGAUUUAAAGAAAAGGAACAAAGAACUCGAGGGGAAGAUCGCUGCGAUUCAGAAUAUUGUGGUUGAUCCAAACGAUGUGAAAAGUGACAGCGACAGUCUUAUUGAGGUGAUGAUUAUAAACAAGGUUUUGGAGUGUGAGAAACAGAAGGCUGAAAGCGACGUGUGUUUUUGGAAGGAGAAGGUUAAGGAAUUGGAGGCAAAGAUGAAGGGCAUGAACGAGAACGUCAAAGAGGAUGUUGAUGUGGUCUCGAAGGGGAGUAAAGGAGUUUUAUAUAGCCGAGUUAGAAAGCGGUUAUCGUUUGAGGAAGAUGGAUGCACUAGUAAGAAGAUGGGGCCGUCUACUCCAGGUGUUGGUCAAUCCCCUUUUCAUGGCGUUAUUGAUAUUAGUGAUGAGGAUGAAAGCUCUAACGAGAUUCCAAAAGUUCGAAAAUGUGAUGGUUUGACUAAAAGUCAAUGCUCCUCCGAGAAUAACCUCCAAAGGACUAAUUUAGAACAUGCUGAUGAAGAACAUGUGGACGAGUUUAGAGUUCAUUCAUCGAAUACUAGAAGUGCUAAAAGAAAACGGGCUGCCAAAUACGUUGCUAGUGAUGAUGUGGACAGUUAUGAUGACAAUGCUCCAAUUUGCACGCUAAAAACACAACAUAGCUCUCGGGUUAGUACAGAUUCAGAGGACCAAACGAAAGAGAAUGUAAGUAGGAGGUACCUAACGAGGCUGAGGAAAUCAGAAUCCAAAAACAAAGAAGAAAAAAGAAGUAUUGUCUUGAAUAAAACCCGUAGUUCGAGUGAGGAUGAGGAAGAUAAUGACGGUGUAGAUGAGUCAGAGAGUGAAGGUGAAAGUUUGGGUGGAUUCAUCGUUGACAGUUCUGAAAGUGUUUCUAACUGUGGCUCUGAAAGUAGUGAUAGCGCUGAUGAAUCCGAAGAUGCGUUAAAUGAAUAUAAAGUAACUUUGGAUAAGAUUGGCAGGAAAAAGAUUUCGAAUCUGAAGUGGGAUCUAGAGGGGGAUAUGUUAUCUGAUUUUGGUAAAGAUCUUGAAUUGUGUAUGAGGGCGGUUUGUGCUAUUUAUAGGCAACAAACAGCUGAUGAGAAAGCAUCUAAAGAAACAAGAUACCGAAACGAGCGAGGGUUUAGCCAGACUGAUGCUUCCAGGGGUUGUACACUGGCUGAAUUUCUCACGGACGGAGAUCCCAAUUGUGACCUUAACAAAACGGUGGAACAACUGAAAGAAUAUGGCUCGAAGGAGGUCAAACUAUGCAAGGCACUUGCAGCUAAAUACUCAAAACAGUUAUUUGAGAUUUACCGGAACAAAGAAGAUCCUUAUUUCCCGCCACAACGUUAAGGGUCUUGCUUGCCGCACCCUCAUGUACAAUUGCCCACCAUGGUAGUAGGUUUUUGGUGUAUGGCGUGCAUUAGAAUAUGGUUAGUUUUUACUAAUAUUAUCCUAUGUAGGUGUAAAAUAUGCACACCAUGGUAGGUUUUCGGUGUAUGGUGUGCAUCAGAAUAUGGUUAGUUUGGCUGUUCCUUUUACUAAUAUUAUCCUAUGUAGUUGUAGAUGUAGAUAUAAAAUAUUCACACCAUGGUAGGUUUUUGGUAUAUGUAUGGUGGAUAGAACUCUCUACUUGUGUGAAUAUUUUUAUUUGUAAGUUGUGUUUUAAAUAUGAGGGUGCAAAUGCAGCUUGUGGUGUCA
This is a messenger RNA of Helianthus annuus (common sunflower), 2008 nucleotides long. RefSeq lists its product as uncharacterized. The record is from RefSeq and is a predicted model, not a curated record. Bases 206 to 1660 code for a protein of 484 amino acids. NCBI's taxonomy places the organism in Eukaryota, Viridiplantae, Streptophyta, Magnoliopsida, Asterales, Asteraceae. The transcript has 3 exons.